This is a messenger RNA of Strigops habroptila (Kakapo), 3327 nucleotides long. RefSeq names its product ras-like protein family member 11A-like. The coding region runs from base 331 to 1083 and encodes 250 amino acids. The transcript has 4 exons. The record is from RefSeq and is a predicted model, not a curated record. Gene Ontology annotation, molecular function: GTP binding; GTPase activity. NCBI's taxonomy places the organism in Eukaryota, Metazoa, Chordata, Aves, Psittaciformes, Psittacidae.
GCAGGGAGCAGGGAGGUGGUGGAUGGAGGCACACACUGGUGCCCGGCUGGAGGAAUGUCAUGGCUUCACUUGUGAUUGGCUGGGGAAUGGAGGAGUCAGUUUUCACGGGGGCUGAUCAAAAAGUUCCCUUUUGCUUUCCCAAGUUGCUGUCUGAGCGGAGGCAUGGGGAAGAGGAGCCCAGUCGCGCUAACAUUCCCCGGGAACGCUGCUUAAAUGAAAUGAGGAGGUUUCUCCGUCCAAGGAUACACAGCCAAGAGCAGACGCCGGGAAGCUGUUUUCCUUCUUUUCUCCCCCAACUCCUGCAGGAGUUGAGCAGCUCUCCUUCCUGGCAUGCGUCUCAUCUCUCAGGAUACUAUGUCACAGUAUUCUACUAACUUUCUCUUGCUCCCCAUACCCGAGUAUCCCGUGUUAGACUGCGUGCCCAACAAAAUCAUCAAGCUCGUGGUGCUGGGCGGCAGUAGCGUGGGCAAGACAGCCCUGGUUGUGCGCUUUCUCACAAAGAGAUUUAUUGGAGACUAUGAGGCCAACACUGGUGCUUUGUAUUCAAGAAAGUUCACCAUAGAUGGGGAACAGAUCUCUCUACAGGUGCAGGAUACUCCCUUUGUUUCAUUGGAGGAUGACACUGACAGCAUAUGUUGCCAAGAGCAGAUAAACCGAUCGAUCUACUGGGCAGAUGGCUUCGUUUUUGUUUACUCCAUCACAGACUAUGAGAGCUACCGAGUGAUCCGUCCCCUGCACCAGCACAUCCGCAAGAUCCACCCGAAUGCCAACAUCCCCCUGCUCCUGAUGGCGAACAAAGGAGACCUCCUGCGAGCCAGGCAGGUGUCCUCCAAAGAAGGGCUCCAGCUGGCCAGUGAACUGGGAGGUAGUUACUAUGAAGUCUCAGCCCGGGAGAACUGUGAGGGAGUGCAUGAAGCCUUCCAGCAGCUCUGCCAGGAGGUCAGCAGGAUGAUUGGGAGCUGCAAUGGAGAGAAGAGAAGAGGCCUCCACCUUGUACGACCCAAGUCACCAAAUAUGCAGGACUUGAAGAGGCGUUUGAAACAGGCUCUGACUUCCAAAGGGAAAUCUGCCACUACGCUUUGAUGUAGCCAACAGGAAUCGUUUUCUACAGCCCUGAAAAAGAAAAGGCAAGAAAAUAAGCUGGUAAUAAGGGGCAUUGCUGUAAUUCACCAGUCAGGUUGUGUGAGGGGCUCUUCCAGUUUGUCUUUGCAUCUUCUGUACAAACCCUGCACACAUUCAGCAAAGGAACUUACAGAGUUGGCUCUUUCGGGCAAGAAUUUAGAAACUGUGAUUUAAAAACCAGAUUGUCCCAAAUGAUUUCCUUUUUGAAAGGGACAUAUUUGAAUAGUUUAGGUUUCAAAUGUGGAUUUUAUUAAUAGGAAUAAUUAAAUCCUACUCUUAAGAGAAGUGACUUCGCUGGGGGCUGGUUGUAUUCCCAAACAUAGGCAAGAAGCUACAGCAAGACAUGAGGAGAGUGACGUGAGCUACACUGAGCAAGCAAAAUUGAUUAGAUUUGCUUAGUCAUGAGACUGGAAAAUAAAGGCAAACAGUAAAUGAAGAGCAUAAAUAGAGAAAAGUAGUAAUUGAAAGCUUUUAAAUUGCAGUUUAGAAGGUGUUCUUAGCAAGGUGGGGAGAGGUUUGUGCAGAUGCGAGCUUUCAGCCUCAUAAUGUCUCUUUAAAGGGAGAUGUUUAAAAAUCACUAUAUUUGUCAGAUUAUUUUUCUUUAAGCACACAUUGACUGUUUCUGAAAGGGAUUAUAUGGGCAAAAUACCUACUUAUAGCAGCAUUUUGUAGUCAGUUUCUCAGUGUUGUACUUAUUUUUCUGUAGGUUUCCUACAUGGCAACCAGAGAGGGACAAACUGAGCAGGAUGGUUUAACACCUGCAAAAAAUGGACUGUAUUAACCAAGAGCAAGGAGGUGACCUAAAACUAUUGAACUUUUUCUUUCCAAACUAGGUAGUUUUCAAGUUCAAGGUGCUGUUCGAAAGAGACAAAACCUUCACAUAAAGUAUAUUUAAUUCAUUAGAUUCUUCUCUCUUUUAAAAGAAAAGAAGAAAAAGUUUUAUGAUGCCUGAAAUCUCUGGCUUCAAGAAUUCAUCAUUUUGUUACUUGCCUUCAGACCAGACUUUACUCAAUACCUCGCAGUGUAUCCAAAUAACUGGUCUAUUCAUACAUACUUCACUGGCAGCAUCUCAUUGCAUUGUGUCUCAGCAUGUACAAAGGGAUUUGAAGCUGCAUCCUGUGAGCUGGCUGGUUUUAUGGUAGCAAUAACAACAACAUGAAGCAUUCUGUUCUUGAUGAGAGUGGAAAGCAACUGGGUUGGACCAUGUGAAACUCAUGAUGCAACCACCUUUGCUUUAAACAGACCGUAUGAGCAAUUCACAGGCCCAUGAAAUGAAGUAAAGCUCCAUGAUUUACACUCAGGAACAGAGGGAAAACCCUCGUCUGAUGGAUACAGAAAGAUCCUCCCAGCUGCAGUUGCAGCUGGCAAUACUGAGCUAAAUCAACCUUUUACUCAUUAUGAGCAGUGAAAAUGUAAAUUGAGUCUGAUGAGUAUUUACACAGCUCAGGGCUUGAAAAUGGGUUUUACAUUUUUUCUUGCCCCUAUAUUAGAAAGCUCUCAUCAUGCUUUCCCUUAUCACCUGGAUUUGCUCUAUCUACAGCUCACUUUGUGGUUUAUUUAUUGUUUUCCACAGCUGGUCAGCUGGGAAUGGCUUGUGUUCUCAUUGAUUUAAACUGCUUUUCUUCACAUAAAAGAACUGCACCUUUUUUAGCAGUUAGUUUCAAUUGGUAGUAGGAGGGAAAAAGGAAAGUCAGAUCAUCCAAAGAGGGACUCGAACAUAUCAGAGGGUUUCUACUUUAGCUUUUGGCUAUUUAACAGUUUUAUGUUUAAGCAGUGCUAUUAUUCAGUGCAGGUACUUUGGGAUGGUGUUUAUUAGCACUGAAUUUCAAUAUUUUAAAUGACUAAUAGCAAAUAUUGAAUCUAAAGAUUGCCUAACAUGAAACAGAGCGGUUUGUGAGCCACACAUGAACUGCAAAUGGUUUACAUUGGAAAAAUGAUCCCGUAUUUUGAAGAGCAAUUAAAUGUUUUACCAUCCCACCCUGUGUAUCAAGGGCUAAAUUUGCUGUAGACAACUUGCUGACAACGUUUGUUUUCAUGAGAGCCAAAGACUAUUUGGUGCUCUGGCUGUUCGAUUUGGUUGUAACUUACUCUUGCAGCUCUAAUCCUUUCUUAUUUGGGCAAAAAAAGACCAACAGAUUUCCAACCUUUCAAUGUUUUAUUUUCAAUAGUGAUUAAUAAAAACAUGCAAAGUCUUCCCUGAGAGUA